GGGGGGUGGGAAGAGCCCGAUGGGGUGAGAGGCGCCUGUGUGUUCAAAGUUAGGUUUAUUUGUCUUUAACAACUUUAUUGAGGAUGCGUUUACCUACCGUACAAUCCACCCCAUGUAAGUGCACAACUCUGUUACUUUAAUAAGUUUACUAAGUGGGGCAAGCGUCACCAAGAUCCAGCUUUAGAACUUUUCUGUCUACCCAAGGAUAUCACUCCUGGCCCUUUGCAGUCCCUCCUCGCUCCUACUCCCAGCCCCAGGCAACCACUGAUGCGCUUUCUGACUAUAAAGUUGCCUUUUCUGGAUAAUCCUUAUGAAUGGGGUCAUACAGGAAACUUUUCAGAAAAACUAGACGCUGUUAAACCUGGCCUGGUGGUCGGGCUUUCCCUCUGACCCACAGAAUGGUGGGGGCUGAGUUACCUCCUGAGCCUCGGUUAGAAAAAUAUCAACCAAGGUAGCUGUUGACGUUCCAGCAGUCUCUACUUCCUCUUUACCACGUCCUUCCUGCUAAAAGCCCGCUAAUGCAGAUGAGCAAGCCGAAGCACAGAGUGGUCAAGUAACUUGCCCAGCGUCACACAGGCUAGGACUCCUGCACUGUUUCUGUCAGGUGUGGUUGGUUUUGCCUUCACUGACCCCUGUGGUCAGGCCUGUGCGAGGCACUCUAAGUACCCAGAUGGGGAUGAGCAAGCAGAAUGGCUUCCAGAAGAAGAACUGGCCAUCCCACGCGCAAUAUUUUUGGUGAUUUUAGUGAUCUUUCCUUAGAGGAUUCAAAAAUGGAAGAAAUCAGAAACUUGAAAAUCGGUAGAAGUCUUACCCAAAUAGCACCCGGCCGCAGCAGAUUUCUCAAAGAACACCAAACGAUGGGUGUAAAAUACUCACUCCCGAAAGAGAAUGCCGUUGCGGAGGGUGGGCUCAGACUGUCUUCGGGGAGACCCCCGAUCACUGCCUCGAAGCUCAGGGCCAGCGCUGCGCUCACAAAACUGGCUCAGCUGGAAACCAAGAUCAUGAAUCGGAAAGCUCAGGCGGAUUUGUCUGAUGUGGAAUCUGACCUGAAGACGCCCGAGGACAGUCUUCCGAGGAGCGCACAUACAGCCCUUCCCAGGAGCACAGUCGGACUUCCCUCACACGGCCCAGAGAAAACCCAGAAACAAGCCCAUGAAACUCCCACGGCCGGGAGCGGCACACCGAGUGGGAAGGUCAGUAGGUUUCUAAAGAAGAGGGAACCACGCGUUGAAAAUGGAUUCCCUGAAACACAUUGUGGAAAAGAGAGGAGUUUUCAAACACCCAAAGAGAAAAAACCCACUAGAAAACUAGAUUCUCCAGACAGCGAUGAGGAGGAAAUGAAAGAGUUGCUAGGAGGCUUGAUAGAAUCUUCUAGAGAAAAAGAAACAUACACGAAUCGGCGUUUCGUCAGCUCCAAAGUCAGUGAGAAAGAACGAACAAAAGUAUUCUCGGAUCAGAUCCCAACUCAACCAAGAAUCCUUUCACUACCCAGUGAGGAACCUCCCGGCCCAAAGCCAUUUCGGACAUCAUGUCUGCCACCCUCACAGUCAGCAGACGGGACCCUUCGCAGCACGCGCUCAAAAGCUCGCUCCCCACAGACUCACGCUUCAGGGGACACAGCCGCCUGCACAGCAUCACUGUCCAUCACCGGCACCUUUUCAAAAUCAGCCUCCAUGACGCCACAUGGCAAGCUCUCCCCCGGAAGGAGUGAGCCUGAGCCUCACGAUCAGUCGCCCUCAGAAGCUGCCGAGGACAGCCUGAAUGAUUUUCGAAUCAAUCUUUUAUCCCUCGAUGAUCUGGCUCCAGCUGUCAGUGAGAACUCAGACUUGGAACGGAAAAAAGAAGGCCAGCGGGAAAAGGCAUCCAGCCAAAGUCCCCAGGCAGGGGGCCCUCCCACUGGAAGCGAGGUCUCAGAGUGCCUGAGCGAUCCGUCGGCUUCCUCUGCCGGGCCUGAGGAUGCUUCCAGCCCGAGGCCAACGUCUCAGGAGCCCACAGCCAGCACAGUGAGCUCGGCUUACUCAGAAGAUUUUGAAAAAUCCCCAAAUUCGACAGCAUCCGAGUCAAGGGCCCGUUCCGAGUCUCCUGAAAGGACGCUGGACACUCUGUCAGAAUUCUCUGCAAGCCUGAAGACAGACCUUCCCCUGCCAAUGCUCAAACCUUGGAAAAAGCAAGUCAGGGACGUUACAAGAGUCAUCAUGAAGGAGACGGCUGUGCAGACCCUCGAGCCCGCCUUCACCUACCAGUGGGUGGAGGGGCCCAGUGUGGCGGCCGUCGGACCGGCUCUGGGAGGUGCCUACGUGGACCCCGUGCCCGUUGCCAGCCACGUCAUCAGCGCGGACUCCAUAGAAGCCCUGACAGCUUACAGCCCGGCCGCGUUGGCGCUCAACGACAUGCUGAAGCAGCAGCUGAGCCUGACACAGCAGUUCGUGGAGGCCAGCCGGCACCUGCACAUGUCCCUCCUGCAGUCCCUGGACCGAGACUCCUUCCACUACCACACCCUGGAGGAAACCAAACAGCAUUGUCACGUGGCUUCGCGUCAUGGUCUUUUUCUGCCCACCUGCCCGGGAGCCAUUGGGGACGGGUGCUGCCUCCAGCACCCAAAGCCUCAGUGGACUGAGGUGGUGGUGGUGACGGCCCCCUGUCCUCUGCCCCACAGUACAUCAGGCACCACAGGCCUGCCCCGCUGUCCAUGGAGGAUGCCCUGGAGGAGGUGGAGGAGGAGCUCUGGGGACCGGAGGAGAGUAGUGGAACUCGCCCGGCCCCCGAGGGGACGCGCGGGCCGGUGGCAGUGGCCCCACGGGUGGAGUGGUCACCACUCACGGCCGGACGGAGGACGCCAGCCUGUCGGGAGCCCCGCGGAGCGGCUGUGCCGGCCGGGUGCUGGCCGCCCAGUGAGCGGACAUAGACGGGAGGGACCACAGCCCCGUCUGCUAAGCAGGAGCCCGGGCCAGGUGUCCACGCCGGGCACACCCACAUGAGGCGCCAGGGCAGCUCCCGACCUGACCGCACGACUCGGACGCAGUCUCUGCGUUCCAGGCACGCCUGCUCCCGACUCGGCUGGAGCACACUUCUGACUUGAACACGCAGAGAAGAAGGUCUUUAAAAAAAGUUUUUAUUUGAAGGCAAAACAGUAAAAUCCACAAGAAAUUGUUAA
This is a messenger RNA of Leopardus geoffroyi (Geoffroy's cat), 3154 nucleotides long. RefSeq names its product chromosome A2 C19orf44 homolog (gene CA2H19orf44). Lineage: Eukaryota; Metazoa; Chordata; Mammalia; Carnivora; Felidae. The transcript is spliced from 11 exons. The coding region runs from base 690 to 2978 and encodes 762 amino acids. The record is from RefSeq and is a predicted model, not a curated record.